AUGGGUCGUAUUGUCACCGUCCUGGCAGAUACAUCAAUCAGUCUCGAUGACUUUAGUUCAAUAAACCUGGACAACAACCAGAGCGUGGAAAGUGCCAUUCAGAGUUUACUUCCGCCGUCGGCUUCAUGCUCGACCAAUACAUGUUCACGGAUAACGCUCGAGAGUCUUGUUGAUAUACCCCUGUUCCAAGUACCCGCGAAACCUUGGACUAAUGUCACUGAUGAUGACAAUCUUGUCUCCCACCUGGUAUCUCUAUACUUUACAUGGGAUCAUCCGUGCUGGCAGCUGGUGGAUCAGAAAGUCUUUCUGUUGCAUAUGAAAACGGGUGACCUGGGGUCACAAUAUUGCACACCAUUCCUGGUAAAUAGUAUCUUAGCCAUGGCCAACGUGUAUUCCGAUGCCUCAGAUGUUUUGGCUAUUCCUGGAAAUGUAGGUUAUUGCGGAUUGCACUUUUAUAUCGAAGCCGACAGGCUUUGGAGAGCCGAAGAAGGUACAAUCAGCUUGGCCAACAUCCAGGGCUUGGCUAUCAUGUGUCAUGUGUUGAAAUGCCAGGGAAAGAAUGGAGCUAGCUGGCUGAUGCUGAGACAAGCUGUACAGCUCGCGCAGGAUUUCGGAAUGUUUCAAGGCCCAAGGCUGCACGCGAACUGGAAGGAAAUGGAUGCUGACAUGCAGCGCAUUUGUGCAAUCACUGCUUGGGGGAUCUUCAUCAUGAAUUUGGACUUGUCCAUGGAACUACACAAGGACGCGAAUCUCGAGCCCCCAAUGUGCCGGCCUCACACGUCAGGUGACCUUAAUGAUGAUAUCUCAUGGAUCCCUUAUCCUCGCUCGAACCAAAUCGAAUAUGCCAACAAGCCGGGGCUUCUUCGUCAUGUUGCGACGGAACUCUUCAAUCUGACAGAGGUUACUGCGGCUAUCCAACAGCUGUUUUUUAUGAAUGCCUGCCACAUGGACGUCAAUGAUCUCUGGACAAGGACUAAUGAGAUAUUCUCCCGUCUACAGGAAUGGCGUCAAAACAUGCCAGAUAUUUUGAAGACCGACGAUUAUCCUGUCCCGCAAGUACUGUUCCUUCAUCUCAAAUAUAACAAGGUGGUAUUGUCAUAG
Messenger RNA from Monascus purpureus, 1101 nucleotides. Lineage: Eukaryota; Fungi; Ascomycota; Eurotiomycetes; Eurotiales; Aspergillaceae. The record is from the annotation of a GenBank genome assembly.